UGAAAAAAAAUGAUGUUGAUGAAUUCUUGAGUCCGUUGAUUUUCCCCAAAGUUUUGUGAUUGAGUCCCUUAAAUGCUCUUGUUGAAUGCUCUUACGAGUGCUGUUAAAAUUCCUUGAAUUAUUUGUUUUUGAGCUUGUUCAAUAAGGGAAAGAAUGUGUGAGGAUGUAGGUUGCUCGCUUUGCUUAUGAAAAUUCUUCCGAUUUGUAGUGGCAUGUCGCGCGUUUGUUGCUUUGUCGGGGCUUUGAGUGUUGUACUUCAUAGUUGUGAUUCUUAGGGAGUGCGCUAGUGGGCUACUUAUCCUUUGAUAUAGUGUGGUUGUUCCCGGGCUAAUUCUUUAUUGUUAUUGAAAUUGUCCAGAUGCCGCGGGCCAAGGGGAAGAAAGCGGCAUCAUCUUCACGCGCUCCCAAGGAUGUCCCACCGCCAUCUAAGCGGUCCCGACGUCGUGCCCCAUCAUCUCAUGCUACUGACGAGGAGUCGGAUGAGCCAUCGCGAAGACGGAAGACUGCCCCACCUCCUCCUUUGAUCCCCAUUGCGUCCCUUCCGCCCCCGAUCGCUUACUUUGCUAAAGAGCCAUCCUACCGGGUGACCUACAGUGGGCUUCAUCAAAAGCCCAUGGUACGACCCCGCGUAUUUGACCCUGUAGCACUGACAUCGGCGGGGGUGUGGGAUGAGAUUUUAGAGCUUCUGUGGGGGGAUUGGGCAGUCUUUUUCUCCAUUCGUGAGGGGGUGCACUCGCUCCUCACAUAUGAAGUUCUCUCCACGCUUACUAUUGAGCACACGAUUCGGGACCCAGAUUACCGCUUCUCUUUCAUGGCGUGUGGGAAGCGCCGCCAGAUGUCUAUCGGACAGCUUGGCGUCGCCCUUGGCUUUUGGAGCGAGGAGUUCCUUGACACCACAGAGUAUCACGCCCUUCCUCUUCAGGCUCCCGCGAGCCGCGAUCGCCAUGCCUUCUGGAAUGCCCACUCUGUCAUUGGAGCCCCUGAUCUACACUCAAAGAAAUGCAAAGCCACAUCACUUAAGUCGCCGGCUUGGAAGGUGGUCCAUAACGUCAUCGCGCACUCCCUACAUUUUAAGCCCCGCAACUCCACCACUUUCAAUCUCAAUGAUCUUUCGGUCUUCUAUUCUAUGGCGACCCGGACAAGGGUCAACACAGCAGUGGAGGUCGCCGGCAUGUUAGUGGCCCAGCAGAGCAGCUCAGUGGGCGGGAUCACUUGUGGGCCUAUUAUCACCAUGAUGGCCAGGUACUUGGGGUGCACAUCUGCGGAGUUAGCGCCAUUUGGCCCGUUCAUACCUGCUUUCUUUGAGCCGAUAUCCUCUCGAACGAUCCAGCGCCUAAAGCUGGAGCAGUUGCACCCGAGUGGUGGAGGUGCCCAUGUUACUCCCCCGAUCGAUACAGCGGUAGACACAGAGACCGACGCUGGUGGUCGUACCGAUGCGGCUACUGAUGCCGAGACAGAUGGCGCCACCGACACCGAUAGCAGAGUCCCACCCCGCCACCCCCGCGUCCCACGUUUCAAUAACCCGAGCCCUGGACAUGCCGAGCUCCUCCGCGCCAUCGCCGGUCUCAGCCUACGAUUCGACCAUGUUGACACUUCCAUAGGAGCACUACACCAGUGUGUGCGUUCUGUAGAGUCUUCCAUUUCCCGUAUAGAGGGGAACUGGGACACGGCGAUGGGUCGCAUCACUUCACUGGAGGAGCGGGUCUCUACUUUUCCCUCAUCCCGUCCGCCGCCAGGUGGCUCGGGUCAGCCUUCUGCAAAUGGGAGCGAGCCCAUGAUUGAUGCCACUCAGCCCCCAUUCAUAUGAUUCACUCAUGCACUACUUGUUUUCUUUAGUUUUGUAUUUUUAUUUUCUGUUUGAAACUCUUGCUUUACGGGGGCACCCAGACGCUUUGCUCUUCAUCUACGGUAUGUAUGCUACUUUAUGGGGACGCCUUGACGUUUAUUUUUGUAUUUAUGGGGGCGCCCCGACGCUCUUUGUUGUGCUUUCAUGAUCCUAUCUGCUUGUAUGCUUGCGCUUGGGUUCUUGAACCCCUCCACUGUGCUCUCUUGUUGAGACAUCGAGGCCGAUGCCUGAUUCUAAGUGUGGGGGGGUUGUGCGCUUUUCUUGAAGUGAACUAAAGCUUGUGAUUGUGGGUUUGAGUGUGGUCACUUUGACAUUUCUUGAUUGUUGUCAAGAAUGAGUUUGUAGAUGCAUGUGAAUAGGUGUAUAAACUUGUUUAAAGGUGCUCAUUGAUCAACUCUUUUGCUUGAGAUUUGUUAGGAGUUCACAUUUUGACCACUUGAGAGUUUAGAGACACAUCUUUCACACACUCACACUCAUUGCAUGAAAUGAUGAAGGCACUAGUUCACCUCCACCCAUCCACAUUUCCACUUCCAUAACCCUACGUCGUCCCCUUUAGGUGAGGCCCCGUUGAGCUUGAUCAUUUCUUUCUCUAUCCGAUUAUUGCUCUAUGGCCAUAUUGCUUCGACUUGGGACCGUGUUGGGUGUUUGAGUUUUCAUUAGGUUUUGACAGGUACACAAUGGGUGGAUUCUCCUUAAAUUUUGCCUUUGAGGGGGUUGAGAUGCAAUGACGACUAGGGUGAGCAUGGCCGCCUUUUGAAUCCUAAUGUUCCUCAUUUGUCAGGUUGUGUCGAAGUUAUUGGUUUGGGACAUUAUCCUUGGGAAUUUCAUCUCCGUGAAGGGGCUCUGCUCUACUCGUUAAUCGUGUUCUGCGAGAGUAGAGUAUAUUUUACAUGAGAUAACCCGACAAAUCAGUAAUUAGGCACAUCCAUGACCAACCAUUCCAAAAAAAAAAAAAAAAAAAAAAAAAAAAGGUUGACUCAUCCCCAUACUGAACCAAAACCCAUUUGCACACUUAAGGUAUACACUAGCAGGUGGUUGAGCCUUGAGUGUGUACCAUUGCUUGCCCACUAAAGUCGGAGCUAUAGAUGAUACCCUUUCGGGUAAGAACCCUAGUUGUGCCUUGAUGACCUUUGAUUACGUUUACAUCUGACCGUUUUUAGAUUUUUGGCCUAAACCAUCACCUUGCUACCCCAUACCUUUCAUCCAUCUUAACCAUCCCCAUAAGUCCUUUUGAUCAUGCCUUGAGUUUAGAAUGUGAGAGAGAGGUGACCUUGUGAGGAUAAGAGUGGAAAAAUGUUGACCGUGUGCUUGUGUUACUCCUUGCUUGUCUCUAUGUUGAAAGAAUUAAUCAAUGUGCAUCUUUAUCUUGAUUAUGCAUUCUGUCUCAUGACAUUCACUAUUUCUUGUAUACACUCAUUCAUUCUUGACUCAAUUGGUUGGUGCCUUGGGAACUCAUUGAACUUGUGCUCCGAGUUUUAGUUUGCUUGAGGACAAGCAAAGACUCAAGUGUGGGGGAGUUGAUAGGUGUGAAAACACUUAAUACUUUCUCAUAAAAUAUAGUCUUUGUUUGUUAACCUUUGAAGAUUUUUGCCCCAUUUUGGUUAAAUUUGUGCAAUAUUUUGGUUGUAGGAACCAUGAUAAGUAUUUGAGCAUUGUAGGGGUGAAAACGAGCAUUUUGAAGAGUCUCGAGAGCAUAAAUGGAUGAAU
Messenger RNA from Cuscuta epithymum, 3553 nucleotides. The record is from the annotation of a GenBank genome assembly. Lineage: Eukaryota; Viridiplantae; Streptophyta; Magnoliopsida; Solanales; Convolvulaceae.